AUGUCGUUGCCGCGGGGUGUCGGUCUUGGUGUCGACGUAGGUCAAUUAAUGCAACAUCAGCAACAACAGCAGCAACAUCACGUGUUACCAGCCGCGUUUUUUCUUCGUGCUAGUGCUGAGAGAUAUCAAAGGACACCGAAGUGUGCAAGAUGCCGUAAUCACGGUGUUGUUUCCGCGUUAAAGGGUCACAAACGAUACUGUCGUUGGCGGGAUUGCGUAUGUGCGAAAUGUACAUUAAUUGCGGAGAGACAACGGGUCAUGGCUGCUCAGGUCGCGUUAAGAAGGCAACAAGCCCAGGAGGAAAGUGAAGCCCGCGAAUUGGGCCUGCAACUGCAAUAUAAUGCUGGCAGCUGCACUACUGCUCCCGUGUUGCCUGGCGCAGCGAGUGCUACUACGCCAGCUGGCAGUCCGCCCCCGCACCCGGCCCAUGUAGCAAGUCCUGCCGGUUUAGCAAUUCCAGCGGCUGCAGCAGCCGCGGCCGCGGCUGCCGCCGCGCACAUUCAAACGCAACUUCAGCAUCAGCAACCUGAUUGCAGUCUUUUGCAGCGGAAGAGACUUCCUCAGGAUGAAUAUCGGCAGCCCAAGAUCGAGAAACAAGAAUCAAUCGUCGGUGGAAUUGCCGGCACAAAGAGGUCGAGAAUCUCUGAGAGCACUACGGGAACAAUGCUUUCCACGAGCGACACCGGUAACGAAGACGACCGUGACUCCGACUCUGGUGGAGAACUUCUUACUGACCGUUCAUUGGCAAUUCCAACGUCAAUUGGAAUAACGGAGAACGAUACAAUGCGGAAACGAUCAAACAGCCUGAACGAUUCUGAGGAUGGAAGUCCGGAACCAGGCUCCCAGAGCCCGACGCAUACACCUCCAUUAACGCCAGCAUUGACACCGCAAAGAGAGGAUACGCCAGCGCCAGAAAAUCUCAGCCUUCGCAAAAGCGGAAGUCCUCAGCAAACGCAACAGACGCUUCAACCGGUGGACUUGGUACAGCCUAGACCCAGUCCUCCACUACCUUCGUUGGCGGCCGCAGCGACCGCGGUACAUUUUCCACCUUAUGCUCCCCUAUAUGGUCCAGCAGCAAGUUCGCUUUAUUGUUCUCCAGCAUUAUACCAGCAUCAACAUCAUCAUCACAUGCCAGAGCCCCGUGAGAUUCAAAUGCAGAUGCAGAUGCAAAAUAUUCAACAGACUUGCGGCCUUCAAUUGCAGCAGCAACAACAGCAACAACAGCAGCAACAACAACAGCAACAACAACGAUCGCCUGUCGACGUUUUGUUGCGAGUGUUCCCGGGAAGACGUCGCGCGGACGUCGAGGCUCUGUUGCACCGGUGCAAAGGCGACGUGGUGUCCGCUAUGGAGGUGUUGGUCUGCGAGGAUAGUCUCCAGCCGAAAUCAGCUUUCUCGCCUUUGGCAGGCGCAUUGGCGUCGGCUGCGGCCGCGUCCGCCUCGGUCUCGGCCGCGUACGCGAGCAGAGCCGCGUACUGCACCACUCCCAUCCCUUCGACCAGGCACAGGUUCCUGGCCGCUCCUUACGCAGGAACCGGCUACCUGCCCACAGUGAUCAAGCCGCCCAAUCAGAGUCUUCACGCGAACGGUACGAGUGACGCCUAUCAGGAGACCAGUCCCGACGACGCCAGCGACAAGACGAGCUACUCCGAGUGACCGGACGACGCGCAGGCCGCCACCUGGUCUUACCUGCAAUAGCCUAGGGACGACGGGGGGAGGGACUUCGGCCGUGGAAAUGGCUGCCUGAAUCACGGGGAGGACGGAACCUGAAAAUCAUAACAACAUGCGAGUCGUGAGGAUUUUCACGAAUUUCUUUCUGAUUGGGUGAAAAUCAUUGAGAUGGGAACAAUUUAGAAAUUUUGUAGAGGAUUGAUAGAGCGAGAGAUUAGGAAUGAAUAAUUUUAAAAAGGGAGAAACUGAAAUAAAUAGAUAUGGAGCAAAUUUUUGA
Molecule: messenger RNA, 1948 nt
Organism: Apis laboriosa (Himalayan honeybee)
Lineage: Eukaryota; Metazoa; Arthropoda; Insecta; Hymenoptera; Apidae
Gene: dmrt99B
Product: doublesex- and mab-3-related transcription factor A2
Exons: 6
Coding region: 1-1656 (551 amino acids)
Biological process (GO): regulation of transcription by RNA polymerase II; sex differentiation
Cellular component (GO): nucleus
Molecular function (GO): DNA-binding transcription factor activity, RNA polymerase II-specific; protein binding; RNA polymerase II cis-regulatory region sequence-specific DNA binding
Source: RefSeq, a predicted model, not a curated record